CCCUUUUCAUUGCUGUUUCUGGCUGUGCGCUGGACGAGCAUCUUUGGCUCUAGGAGAAGUGCACAUAGAAAACAGAGGGCUGCAGCUUUUUUACUAUAGGAAAUAAGGUAAUACUUGAAAGCAAACAGCUCAUAAAAUAUCACCUCCUGACUGAGAUGGUGAAGUCUGGUGAAGACAUUUAGUGCCAGAAGCUGUAGUGGCUGCAAAAGCCAAAUGAGCGCACUCCAUUGAAGUCUAUUGGCAGAAGAAUUUAACAAGGUCGCAAUAUCCGAAAUCCUGAAGUUAGCCUGCAUCGGGUUUCGCUUGUGCACUAAUUUAAUUUCAACUUGUAAGACCCGUGAUAACCUGUUAUAACCAGCCCGCUUUAAAAGUUUUCUUUCAGGUCUGUGUAACAGUUCUGCCUUCACCCAAAAUGUGCAUUAGAGAAUAAUGGAAGCUCCUGAAUACCUUGAUUUGGAUGAAAUUGAUUUUAGUGAUGAUAUAGCAUAUUCUAUAACAUCCCUCAAAACCAUUCCAGAGCUGUGCAGAAGAUGUGAUUCACAGAGUGACGAUAGAUCAGUUCCUAACACAAACUGGAGCUGUGGAGUGUCAGGUCUUAUUGGAAAUGCUCAAAAGCCAACAGGAAUUGCAGAUGUAUACAGUAAAUUUCGGCCUGUAAAAAGAGUUUCCCCAUUGAAACACCAACCAGAGAGUCCCCUAAACAAUGAAAGUGAUGAUCAAAAAGAAGAGAAAGAAGAAAAUAAAAAAAAUGUUGACUGCAACAUCCCUUGUAGCACUGAUAGAGUUCCUGGAGAUGAAGAAACUUUUAAAACCAAGAAUAUUGAACCAAGUGCUUUGCGUGGUGAGCUUGAGCAUUACGACUUGGAUAUGGAUGAGAUUUUGGAUGUGCCUUAUAUCAAAUCCAGCCAGCAGCUUACACUUUUUACUAAGGUGGCAUCAGAAAAGCGGAUGUCAAGCAUGUACCCAGUGUCCAAAGGAAAGAAUGGUCCUACUGGGAACCAAGAAAACUUGCCAGCCAGUGUCACACAGUACUGUGUAUUGUCCCCUGUUAAAAACUCUGCUCAGCCUAAUGUCCUUGAUCAGAAUAGGCAUUCAUCUGGAGGAUUAGAGCUUUCCCAAUCCAGCAUUCAGUGCAGCUCUGUUCAUGAACCUGAAUACCAGAACAAGAGCUUUCUCAAUAGGACACUAUCAGAUUCCCAUGCACCGAAGGUUGAAAAGACCGUGCCUAACUGCCAGCUCAGGGCUAUCCAUCUGCAGGCGACAGCCACAGACAGCCAACUAGAUGGAUUAAACGGUAAUUUGAACUGGAAUUAUUCAGAUGAAAAAGGUGAAGAUAUGAAGAAAAUUAGAAGUAUUUUAAAUAUUGUAAAAGAAGGACAGAUUUCAUUACUGCCACACAUUGCUGUUGAUAAUUUAGAUCAAAUUCAUGAUGAAAACGGGAAUAAUCUUUUGCACGUGGCAGCUUCCUAUGGGCAUGCAGAAUGCUUACAGCACCUCACUUCUUUGAUGGGAGAAGACUGCUUAAGUGAGAGGAAUGAAGAAAAGCUUACGCCAGCUGGCUUGGCAAUAAAGAGAGGCCAGCUGGAGUGUGUGCGGUGGAUGGUCAGUGAGACUGAAGCCAUUGCAGAACUAAGUUGCUCAAAAGAUCACCCAAGCCUUAUUCACUAUGCAGCUAGCUAUGGCCAGGAAAAAAUACUACUGUGGCUCCUCCAAUUCAUGCAAGAGCAGGGUAUUUCCUUGGAUGAAGUUGACAAAUCUGGGAACAGCGCUGUUCAUGUAGCAUCACAGCAUGGAUAUCUGGGGUGCAUACAGACAUUGGUUGAAUAUGGAGCAAAUGUGACCAUGCAGAAUCAUGCAGGAGAAAAGCCCUCUCAAAGUGCAGAACGACUUGGACACACCACAUGCUCAAGAUAUCUGGUGGUCGUUGAAACUUGCAUGUCACUGGCAUCUCAAGUUGUAAAACUAACAAAACAGCUGAAAGAGCAGACGGCAGAGCGAAUCACUUUACAAACACACCUUGAACAGCUACUGGAAGCCCAGAGAACAGAGGGCAGAUCCCUGCCAACAUCCCCCAGCUCACCCUCAUCCCCUGGUUCUGGCAAUCCUCAGUGGAAGACACUUGAAACUGAAGAUUUUUCUUCACAAAAAAGUAAACUGAAUGGAAUUCAGGAAAAUUACCAGGCACUUAGUGCAACAAUUCCUAGCCGCCUGCGCUGUCGAGCACUAGAUGAUGAAUCUGAUAAAAUUUUGCGCCAGUUACUAGGUAAAGACAUUGCUGAGAAUGUGUCUAUUAAUGAAAAAUUGUCACUGGAAUUUCAAGAUGGCCAAACAGCUCAAAAUGUGAAAAGAAAUCCACUAGAAAAGAGAGAAUUUAAAUUGGCACGUUUAAGACAACUAAUGCAAAGAUCUCUAAGUGAGUCUGAUACAGAUUCAAAUAAUUCAGAGGAUCAAAAGAGUACACCAAUCAGAAGGGUUGAAAAACCAAGGCCACAGCCAAUAGUAGAAAAUAUUGAAAACUCAGAAAAUCUUCAGCUAAUGAUAAAAAAGCAUACUCAGUCAAACAAUGCCCGUCGGUUUCCUUUUGGCUUAAAGUCAUCAAAAUCAGUGGAUGGUCAUAGUCCAUCCCCAACGUCUGAAAGCAGUGACCCAGAUAAUGAACCCCAUUACCAAACGGGAAGCUUACCUCAAUGUUUAGGAUCAACCGAGGCCUCUAGUAUUUCAGCAAACAGUACCUCCACACAAAAGACAACCAGCCCAAAAAGUGCCCUCAAGUCACCUUCUUCAAAACGCAGGACUUCACAAAAUCUGAAACUUCGAGUGACUUUUGAGGAGCCUGUGGUUCAGGUGGAACAGAUUGAGAUUGAACAGAAUGAAGAAAAGGACAAAGAUGGCAAAGCUGUUCAUAAAGUGUCUUCAAGUAGUGAAGCAGGGGACCAUCAAAAAAGACCUUUUGGAACAUUUCGAUCAAUCAUGGAAUCUUUUAGUGGAAACCAGAACAACAACAAUAACUGUCAGACUACAAAUUUAGCCAAGCCAUCUUCCUCUUUGUCCUUUACUUCAUUAGGAAGAAAGUCAGCUGACUCCAAGUCAAAUCUUGCAAGUAUAACAAAAGGAAAGCAUAAAACAGCAUAAUGCCAUAAAUGGAACAAUAAAGUCUUCAUUUGGUGAAGAGCUGGAUAUGCAAGAAUUCUUCCUCUAAUUUUAUUUCUUCAUUAACAAUGCCUAGAAUAUACCACCGAGAGGUUCACCAGCAAUAUUUUAGUUGUACUGUAAGCCUUCAAUUUAUACUGCCUUUUUUUUCCUAAGGGGAUGGAGAAUUAACAGUAAAAAUGUUUUGGUUUGUCAAACCCUAUAGAAGGUUUCCUUUUAUCUACUUACAUUUUUUUAUUGUUAAAUGAACAUCAUAUUCCCAAUUUUUAUAACAUUAAAGAGACAUGAAAUCUUUUUUCUUUCAUGAUUCAGAUAGAGCAUACAGUUUGAACCAACUUUACAAUUUACUUCUAUUAUCAACUUUGCUUCAUUCUUUUGUUAUCCUUUGUUGAAUGAGCAGCAAUGCACUACUGAGAGUUUGUUGAGCAAAUUGGGUGAGCCAAUGAUAAGAGGUAUAUAUAUAUAUAUAUAUAUAUAUAUACAAAUUGGGUGAGCCAAUGACAAGAGGUAUAUAUAUAUAUAUAUAUAUAUAUAUAUAUAUAUAUAUAUACAAAUUGGGUGAGCCAAUGAUAAGAGGUAUAUAUAUAUAUAUAUAUAUAUAUAUACAUAUUGGGUGAGCCAAUGACAAGAGGUAUAUAUAUAUAUAUAUAUAUAUAUAUAUAUAUGCAGCCCCAUUCAGCAGCUAGCUUCUAGUAGUGCAUUGUUGUCUGAGCCUACCUGGGUAUCAUCUUCAACAAAGGAUACCAAGGAAACAAAAUAAGUUGGAUAAUAUAAGUAAAAAUUAAAUUGAUGCAUAUAUAAAAUCACAUGCUCUAUCUGAAUCAUGAAAGUCUAAUUUUGACUUUACUGUCCCUUUAAUAAAAUCAUGGACAAUAACUUUUAAAAAAAAGUUUCUGGCAUUCAGAAUACCUAGACAACAGCAAAAUCACAGCAAGGACACUCGUAUUUAUGGAAAACUUUGGGGCUGUUUAAAUCAGGAAAAUCUAAAGCAUGGGAAUAACUGUAGAAAGCUAUAUUAUUGCAUUGUUAUAUAGUUACUGCUCAUGAUUUUUAAGAUCCCUUUAAGAUGGGAAGAACACUUGUUAUUAGUGUUGUAAAAAUCAUUAUCUUAUUUUUUUAUUUUAUUUUUUAUUUUAUUUUUUAUUUUGGAAAAAAAUAAAACAACUUUUUAUAGUAUUUAUUAAAGACAACAAAGUUGGUUCCAAAGCCACUGCAGCAUCAAAAUAUUUGUGUUUAAUAUGCAAUACAAUUGCUCUAGAAGAUAGAAAUUAAUGUUUGUAUCUGUUAUAAUAAAUACUCUUCUAGUUACAAGCACUUUAUAACCAUUCUUUCGAAAAAUCUGUGUUUUAGAUGGGUCUGUUAUAUGAUAUUUCAUUGUAACUUUUUAUGUGGUUGUCAAUGGUAAUUUGUAUCCACAUUUUAACUGAAAUGCUUUGAGUGCAGCUUAAAGUGACAGUGUACAUCAAUUUCCAUAUAUAUGUAAUAGACACUACUAAAGAAGAAUAUGCACAGAUACUGAUCUAAAAAUCAAGUAUAAAACCUUUUAAAAACGUACUUAAAAGCUCCCAGUUUAACACUGUUGAUGAGGUUAGGCUGGGACACCCAGUGAAUGGGCUGGGAAAAUAGAAAGAGCAGACACCCCCCCACUUCCCUGCAUAUGAAAAGACAGCUGACAUAAACAAAGGCAGCACGAAUCUGUAGACCUGGGUCUACAUCUGAUACUUUGGGGCUUGGAUAGGAGUCGGAAAAUCAGCACAAUGUUAUUAAAAAAUAAGCAAAACUAUACAUUAUUAUAAAAACACUCCCGGAUGAGCUAUAUAAAUGGAUCAUUGACAAAACAUUUAUGCAAAGAAAAAUCUAAUGUACAAUGCCCCUUUAAUUGAAUGUCCAAAUUUAAAUUUAAGAUUAUAUAUUUUGCUACUGGUACUUUGCAUUAGUUAAAAUGUAAAAAUGUGUUUCCUAUUAAUGUGUUUCUGAUGAUUUGUUAUACCAGUUGCAGAGUAUAAAAAGGUUUGUUUGGAUUUAUUUUUGUAUAUGAAAUAGCUAUUUCUGUUCAUUGAACGCACAACCCAGUAGAAUGGAUUGAGCUUUCAGGGAGACCAGGUCUCAUUAGCUUAUUUCUAAAUUAUUUAAAUAAAUUCCACUUUAUCUUAUCUCAAUACACACAGUGAGACAAAAAUGUUGGAAGAACAAUGGAAAAUUAACAUUUUAGUCUAUCUCUGUCCACAGCUCCCCACCACCACUACCACCGGGAGAGGGAUUUAUUUAUAUUUUGUUUACAUAACUUUUAUAUAACCAUAACUUAAGUACAGGUAGCCCUCAGUUUACACCGGGGUUAGGUUCCAGAAAGAAUGGUUGUAAUUCGAAACCGUUGUAAAUUGAAACCCAGUUAAUAAUGUAAGUCAGUGGGAAGUGAGGGAGUUAGGUUCCAGGCCCCUCUCAAAAUUGUCAUAAGUAACACCUAAUACAUUAUUUUUAAAGCUUUGAAAUUAAGACUUUAGAUGCUAAACAGCAUUAUAAACCUAAUAAAAUAACCACACAACACAGACUUUACUUGCAUUUUUCUGCAAACAGUUAUUUUUAUGCAUUCCAAUCUGGACUGAUUUAUAGACAGGAAGAUCUUAUUCCUUUGCAAGCUGCUCGAUAGCUCAGAUCUGGUUAAACUGAUUCAUUUCAUCUUGCUUGGCUUGCAUAUCUUUGCUGCAACACAAGCGGACAGCUCCACCUACUGGCUAUUUUAAUCAAUGCACUGCUUCUCAAUGCUUUUCAACAGCAGUCACAUGAUUGAAAAAAAGGUUGUUAUUCUGAAAUGGCUCAAAUUAAACCGUUGUAAACCGAGGGCCACCUGUAUUGUAAUAUUUAGUAUAGCUGGGAAUUACAACAGGCACAAACAGCUAUUUCAAAUGACAAAGUCAAUGUAAAGGAGCUAUUUGUAAACAAUUUAAUGCACCCACCCCAGCAGGUAAAAUGGAUGAUUGAAAACACAUUAAAGGAGAGAGAGAGAGAGAUAAAUCACAUCAGACUGUCACUUUAAAGUGCUCUUACAACAUAAUGGGACAAAGUAAUAAAACUGUAUUAUUCCCACAGAGUAUUGCUAUGUGAACAUGUCAAAAAGACAAUUCAGAAUUUAAAGGGACAUGAAACAUAAUUUUUUUUUUCUUCCAUGACUCAGAGAAAGCAUUAAAUUUUAAACAACUUUCCAAUUUAUUUCUAUCAUCUAAUUUGUUUUGUUCUCUUGGUAUCCUUAGUUUAAAAGCAUAUCUAGAUAGGCUAAGGAGCUGCUGAUUGGGGGCUGCACAUGUAUGCCUCAUGUUAUUGGCUCACCCAUGUGCAUUGCUGUUUCUUCAACAAAAGAUACUAAGAGAAGGAAGCCAAAUAGAUAAUAGAAGUAAAUUGGAAAGUUGUUUAAAAUCAUAUUCUCUAUCUAAAUCAUGAAAGAAAAAAAAUGGGUUUCAUGUCCCUUUAAUGUAGAAUUCAAAUAGAUUGUUGGUAUUAAUGAGCUCAAGGAUGUAAGACUGAAGAUUCAUAAGCCAUUAGAAGCUGAGAAGUCAACACAUAAAUAGAAAACAACUAAAUUCUUACAUUGGAGGGCGCUAAUACAGUAGGAGAAGAAUUACUGUGUUUAUUCACAUUCCGUUUCCAAUUUAAAUGUUUUUGGUGGGUUUUUAAACAUGCAAAAAAGAAUUCUACAAUGAACUCAAUUUUGUGCAGGUAUAUAAAUAAUUUAAUAUAAUAAAAAUAAAGCAUAAUUAGACUUUAUUUAAGUAGUUCCAACAUUACUAUAUAGUGAUGCAAUAAAUACACAUAAAAAAACAGAACAUAAGCUAAUGUACUGGUACAGACGGAACUGAGGUCUCUGUUCCUGACAAAACUUCCUUUGCAAUUUCAUCCAGAAAAUUCACUUUGGGAAAAAUUCAAAAAAUGGAUCAAAAGUGAAUUUAAAUUCUCUAAAUCUAUAAUUAUUUUUGCCAGAUGUUAUUUAAAAUAGUACUGGACAACCUAUAGGUGGGUGGUCACAUAAUGAUCCUUCUCCAAUGCUCAUAUAUCUUUCAAAAUGGGUGAUUUUAUUAAUUAGGCUGCCAGGAAGUUCGGAACAUACAUAUCAGUGUAUGCUACGGGCUGCCAGUAACACACAAGUGCAGUGUCACUUGCAGAAAAUAUCUGUAAUGCAUAGAGGUUUUGGAGGCCAAUCAGGUCUCAUUUAAAAUUAAACAUUUAAGUGUCCAGCAUUUAUGUACCUAAUAUAUAGGUAUAUGGUGUAAGAAAAUAAUUGUCUCCACAAUGAAUAUCAAAGUCCAAAUAUUUGCAUGUGUAUCGUGAACUUUAAUGUAGUGUUACUGUUUUUUUUAAGCUGUUCCAUUUAAUUCUCUUUAAAAUAGUGGUCUACAAAUAACAUGUUCAUUCUCUGCCUUCUCUCUUCACAUUGUUCCCUUAUGUUAAUUCUUGGAACCUUUAUUUUUCUUUUUGAACUUUAUUAAAUUUGUAAUAUGUUUGAACGUACGACCAAUCCUGUCCUCUCCUACCUCACUGUCUUUACUGAAAUGUGAUAGCAAUAAGUGCUAUGGUGCAUGUUCCCCCUUACAAGCCAGAUUUAAAGAACCAUUAAAGGGACACUGAACCCAAAUUUUUCUUUCGUGAUUCAGAUAGAGCAUGCAAUUUUGAGCAACUUUCUAAUUUACUCCUAUUAUCAAUUUACUCCUAUUAUCAACCCUGGACAGCACUUGCUUAUUGGUGGAUGAGUUUAUCCUCCAGUUAGAAAUUACAACCCAGGUUGUUCAUCAAAAAUGGGACGGCAUCUAAACUUACAUUCUUGCUUUUCAAAUAAAAAUACCAAGAGAAUGAAGAACAUUUGAUAAUAGUCGUAAAUUAGAAAGUUGCUUAAAAUUGCAUGCUCUAUCUGAAUCACAAAAGAAAAAAUUUGGGUUCAGUGUCCCUUUAAAUACAGGCAGAUUUCAUUAUCAACAAAUGUACAAUAAAAAAGACAAUGCAAUAACACUUUACACUACUUAUACUGAAUUUCAAAUGAUCAGUAAUUAUUUUUCUGAGAAUUUUCAAAGAUUGCUUCUAUUUCCCUGCCCACUGUAUCAUGUGAUAGCCAUCAGCCAAUUACAGCCGCAUAUUCGUAUACACUGUGAAAUCUUGCUGAUGCUUAAUAGCAACUGGUGCUUCAGAAAGUGUUCAAAUAAAAAGACAAAGCACAAAUUGAUCAUGGAAGUACAUACGUAAAGUUGUUUAAAACUGCAUGCUCUGUAUGAAUUAUUAAAGUUUAAUUUUGACUUUAGUGCCUAUUUAAAGAGGCGUCACAUAGAUAAAAUCCUGCUCAACCGGGUAAUGCAUUGAUUUUAUGGAAGCAGCUAGUGAGCUGCAGCGACAUUCGCAUAACGCCACAAAUUCCUGUGUUGCAGCUCUGAGCAGGAUUUUACCUUUGUGUUCAAUCCCAUUUGCAGGGGUUAAAUACUUAGGCCGCAUUUACAUUGUUGCAGAUAUCAGCAGUUAAAGUGCUAAUAAUGUUGGCUCUCAAGAUCCUGCAUUAUCUUCCAUCUUACACCAACAUAUUUUUGCAGUACAUUUUACCAGCUCGAGAAAAACUUGGCAGCUAUUAAGAGCAACUUCUAAAUGUUCUCCUUAGUUGCAGCUAUGCAAGACAUAAUAGCUUUUUGUAUUGGCCAUAGUUAGUGCGCAGGACUGAUAUUUACGCACAAAUUUGUAUUAAAUAUACAUAUAUGUGAUGUACCAUACACUUAAAGAGAGCUAUAUAAACUGUGAAAAAACAGUAAUCAUGACUGCAACAUCAAGACAUUGACGUUUAGCAAACCCGCUGUUAUAAUAUUUGUUUUAUUUCACACUCUCAUUUUUGGGAUUGUAAAGUAUUAUCAUCUUUAGGGAAGGGGCUUCUCUCGGCAAUUGCAUUGUCGUGGUCAGUAGUUAAGUAUUUGCUAUUCAGUCAUGUUUCUUUAAAAAAACACAAUUUUCUGUUAUAGAAACCCAGUUCUGUACAGUGAGAGUGCGGUUUCAAAAUCACGGUCUGUACUGGGAAUUCUGCAAUAUUGGACUAUAUUUAAAACCUUGUUACUUAGCAGUUUCACGAUUUACAGUAUGAGAAAUGUGAGAAUACUGUUUUACAAUAUAAGAAUAGUUGUGGCCUCUUUCUUCUACAAGAAAAUGAUUUCCCAUAAUGUUCUUAUUUUUAGAUGAAGCCAAAACACAAAUAUAGUCAUUGGGCACACAUGUUCAGUAUACCUGUCAUGUCUAUAUACAAAUGGCAUUCGGAUUGUUUAACACUUCUCAGGAUGGAUUCAGAUUGCAGAAGUUUAAUUUUACACAAGAUUAGACACCAUACAAAGGGAUUUGAUGUCAAGUAUACUUUCACAAUGAGGCCUAGUUUCCAUUGAGGUGGUAAAGUUUGGGAAUUUUUAUGUUACCUUAUCGUCUAGUAGUGAGAAACGUAGCUUUGAUAAGUGUUCAGCUGGGGGAAAACAAUGAUUUGUACAGUGCAAAUGUGGUGCUAAGUCUCAUUUAGGACCUGAUUGAUUGCAAAAGGAGAUGCAAAUGAUAAACAACAGAUGAGAUUUAAGAUUAGCGAAGAGAGAAAAUUGGGUCAAUGUAAACUCCUGAAAGACUUUAUAAAUGGUGAAAAGAAUUAUAUUUUCCAGCGGAUGAUAAUUCAUUAAUGGAAACUAUGUAAAUAUGGCCGUAACGUUCCAGUGUGAGUAGUGCAAAAAUCACUUGGUCUAAUGAGAGCGUUACAUUUGUGUACUACAAAGUUUCUUUAACAUUAGUUCAGUCAAAUAUAUUUUUUCAACAUUUAAAUGCAGCUUUUUCAUAUAUAUGAUAAUAUAUAUAUGUCCCUAUAAAUCUGGCCUGUUAAGGGUACUUGAGGACAAAAGUUUAAAAAUGCUAUCUUGUCUGAAAGUUACAAUAAUAUUGCCCCUGUAAAACUGCUUCAUAAACGUUUGUGAGACCAUAACUAAUUAUUUACUUCCCUUUGGUUUACAGACUGUAAUAUAUUAAGAAGAGAAAGAAAAUAUCCGUUUAUAGAUCCAUUGUUUCAUAUGUUCUUUCCCACAGUUAGAUUUUAUGGGAUAUUUAACGGUACAUCAAUCACCAAACAUUAAUAACCAUAGCAUGUGAAAAAAAACAAUUCUCUUUAGAUUUUGUUGGAAUAAACCAAGCUCUAUAAAUGCAGCCAAUAAAAAAAUGACACUGAUUUUAUCAAAAAAUAAUGUGUAUUAGAAAUAAGUAUUUAUGAGAAUAUUUUUCAUUUAACGUCACAACAUUUGAGAAAUAUGACAGUUAUAAUGCACAAAAAAUUUUAUGAGUUCAGUUAUUUUUCUUUUUUUUUUUAAUUCAAAAUGAAGGAUUUAUGAAAAAUUGACUGACCAUUUAUGUCUAGACUUAAUAAGCCUACCAUAAUGACCAAGGUAAUUGUAUUUCCUGUCUGGAAAAAGAUGAAAGAAAAUAAUUUGCCAUUAAAUUACAAUAAUUACUGUGUGAUAUGUUUGUGUGAGAAAAUAAUAUUUAUAAAGAUUUGCAUGGGAUAUGAACUAUAGGGUACUGUAUAUUUACUGUUUUUGGGUUGAUUUUUAUGACAUAACCUUUUUUUGUAUUUAAUGACAACAAGAUGCGUUGUUUUGACUUUUGAGCCUUUUUACACUAUAAUAAAAUGAAAAAUGUUUGCGUAAAAUAGACUAUUAGCCAGGAAACACUCGACUAAAUUGUAUUAUAAGCUGUCUCUAUUUUGCAUUGGUUGUUUCAUAUUAAUUAUGUGUGCACUCUCUCUUUCUCUAAGACUUAUUUUAUCAAUGAUGAGCACUUUUUUCUAUAAACUUUGGCACUGCCACUGUGGAUGUUUUUAAUGAUUGUACAUUUCUAAUGCGUAACAAUAAAAUGAACUUGUAGGUAA
Bombina bombina (fire-bellied toad) is the source of this 11053-nucleotide messenger RNA. It is a transcript of the gene SNCAIP, whose product is annotated as synuclein alpha interacting protein. The transcript is spliced from 13 exons. Gene Ontology annotation, molecular function: ubiquitin protein ligase binding. The record is from RefSeq and is a predicted model, not a curated record. Bases 430 to 3132 code for a protein of 900 amino acids. NCBI's taxonomy places the organism in Eukaryota, Metazoa, Chordata, Amphibia, Anura, Bombinatoridae.